UGUGGCUGCGCCGUGAUAAGCCGGGUAAAGUGGGGAUAUAUCUCCAGAAUAAAUAUUGGUGAAUAUUAGUAUUCUAUGCACCACAAUAACAUCCCUACAAUACGUCAACCGAAUCAAUUAGGCAUCCAUAAAGCCCUCCACAGCCUGGCCUCGUGAAAACGCGUAAUCGCGAGCCAGCAGCCGGCGUAUCCUGUUCUUGGUUUGUUCUGUUGUCAUUAUUCUAACACGACUAUUUGGUGGCUGUUUGCAUGAUUUGAAGCUCUGACGGGAUCUCCGCAUCGCACUUGAUGUCCGAAUCAAAGAAGGACAACAAAUAUGUUUUCUCUGUCCAGCUAAAUAGGCCAGGCGACAAUGAGGAUGGCGUGGACGAACUCGAAGAGACAACGCGUCGGAAAGCAAUCGAGUCACAGCUCCUGCUAAGUGGCUCUCCUCUCUCGCCUCCUCCUCUUCGGACAGAUGUUCUUGACGACCAUUUCAGGGGAGAAGUCGAGGCAGAUUUGGAGGAGGCAGAGACAGAAGCCGAGAUGGAUCAGAGCGGGACCGACGUCGAAUAUGACAAGACAGCUGCGUCGCCUCCCUCAACUCCCUCAGCGAUGGAAAGAAAUGCUGCUCUGUUAGCAAACAAUGCUGCUUUAGACAGCUAUUAUCCUACAAAUCCUGGCCAGCAGUACUCCGAUCACUCGGGUGACUUUUAUUCGCGCGACCAUGCGUCAAAGACGCCUUACGACCAUUACUCGCAAAGCAACCAGAGCAUACCCGAAUACGUCUCGAGCAGCCGAAUGAGCGCAAUCAGCUCAACCGCAAAUUUCUUUGAUCGUCCCGAGAAGAAGAUCCUGGUGCCGCCGCUCAAUUUCGCAAUGGUGGCUUCGGGCAUUUACAGGAGUGGACAUCCUCUGCCCAUCAAUUUUCCAUUUCUAGAGACACUGAAGUUGAAGACCAUAAUAUUUCUGGGCGAACAAGAUCUGCGGGAAGUUAAUGUUGAAUGGGCAGCGAAAAAUGGAAUACGGGUGAUUCACAAUCGGAUGGAGAGCUGCAAGUUGCCAUUUGUUGAGAAUGACCCUCAAGCUAUUGAAGCUGCCUUGAGUGUAGUAGUUGAUUCCCGGAACUUUCCCAUAUUGAUCCACUCCAACAAAGGAAAGCACAGAGUAGGCGUCCUUGUUGGAGCGAUGCGCAAACUUCUUCAAAAAUGGAGUUUGGCUAGCAUUUUCCACGAAUACGGUCAAUUUGCUGCGGGAAAGGAAGACAGUGAUAUCGAGUUCAUUGAGCUGUUCAAUGCUGCUCUGAAAUACGACCCGAAAUAUGCACCCUCAUGGCUGAUAUAGCCCCAGGCUUGCAGCUAUAGCUGGCUUGUGAUCUAAGUGGGAAACUCUUGUAAAACAAUCGCGACGGAAAUAACUGAGCUACGAACAUGCAUUAUAUAGCGGAUUCGAUUUCCCUUUUUGUACUAUAGUCAAAUUAACGAUCAGAGCAUUAUGAAUAUACUGCAACCCAGAUGAUACUACAAUAGUGUGAAUCUCUGAUAGUCAUGAGCACAUCCCCAGCCAUCUUAAUCAAUUGCGCACUCUUUUUCUCAAGACCAUAUGAGCAAUUAUCAUCCAUAUUCAAAUACAGAAGCGAGGGUUUUGACAGUUUGGUAGGACAAAACCUUAAUCGCGCCUCGUAUUCGGCAUCCCUCGACGCGAGGGUCGUCGGGGCCCACGUCCACACUG
Messenger RNA from Myxozyma melibiosi, 1709 nucleotides. Its product is annotated as tyrosine phosphatase family-domain-containing protein. The transcript has 5 exons. Gene Ontology annotation, cellular component: cytoplasm. The coding region runs from base 288 to 1322 and encodes 344 amino acids. Gene Ontology annotation, biological process: protein dephosphorylation. Gene Ontology annotation, molecular function: phosphatase activity; inositol diphosphate tetrakisphosphate diphosphatase activity. Lineage: Eukaryota; Fungi; Ascomycota; Lipomycetes; Lipomycetales; Lipomycetaceae. The record is from RefSeq and is a predicted model, not a curated record.